CUCCUCUCCCCAGCGAAUUUGUCUCAUUAUUCUUGCUUCCCUCUCUCCCUUAUAGCACUGUUCCCUCCAUCAGAGAAUCGGAGAUCAAAACCCAUUGCCCCAUUCUUCUCUGGAAUCGCUUUUCUUGUUAGUAAUUGCAUUCCAUUAAGUGGGGCAUUCUGAGUUCUUGGUUUGAUUCCGAUUCUUUCUUCUCAAGAGCAGAGGGUACGUAUUUGAAGACUUGAUCGAAGAUGUUGGGGAGCUUGCUUACCAGGGUUCUCAUUAUGUCUUUUGGGUAUGCAUACCCUGCAUUUGAGUGCUACAAAAUCGUGGAGAAGAACAGAGUUGAGAUUGAAGAACUCCGGUUUUGGUGUCAAUACUGGAUUAUUGUGGCAAUGCUCACAGUUCUUGAAAGGCUAGGAGAUGUAUUCGUUUCAUGGCUGCCCAUGUAUGGUGAGGCGAAGGUCGCCCUAUUCAUCUAUCUUUGGUAUCCAAAAACCAGGGGAACUGGGUACAUAUACAGGACCCUAUUGAGGCCUUAUGUAUCAAAGCACGAAACAGACAUUGACAGGAAAAUAGCAGAGAUGAGAGCAAGGGUGUGGGAUCUCACCGUUUUCUACUGGCAGAACUUCGCCCAUUACGGGCAGACAGCUUUCUUCCAAUUCCUUGGCUACAUGGCUGCUCAAUCCUCCAAAAUGACCAAAACCGCGGCCGAGCCGGUAAAUGAGCAGUCGAAUGGCGCCGCUGGGAAAGAUGAGUGAUUAAUAUAGACAGGAAUUGUUAGCACAAAAACUGUACAGAUCCCUCAAAGUGGGUCAAGAACUGUGUCUAUGGAAAACUCAAAUACAUAUUCAAUUCAAAUUCAUUCAUUCUCCACUAAAUGUUGGCAAA
Molecule: messenger RNA, 870 nt
Organism: Argentina anserina (silverweed cinquefoil)
Lineage: Eukaryota; Viridiplantae; Streptophyta; Magnoliopsida; Rosales; Rosaceae
Product: HVA22-like protein i
Exons: 7
Coding region: 231-740 (169 amino acids)
Source: RefSeq, a predicted model, not a curated record